AUGUACUCCUCCGGCUAUAGUACCAUAGUAACUGCAGUCGAUAUACAGUUUGGAGCAGGCUGUGGCCAGGUGCUGAGAGGAGCAGCUUGUUUGAAGAAGAACAUGUUAGACUCCUAUUUUCUGAAGGAGGUGGAUGAUGAACAGGUGGCCUUGUUUGAAUUCAACAAAGGCUGGAAGCUCUCUGGGAUCCAAAAGUCGUAUUAUAACUGUCUAGUUAAAGAACUGGGAGGCUUUGGCACAGACCCUGGCAAAUUCAUUUGGCCAACCAGUGUGACCAUGACUCUGGAUGGAGAUCUGGCUGUAAAAGACAGUGGAAAUGAACAGAUUCAGCUCUUCUGCUCUGAAGGUCUCUAUAAACAUAGAUUUUCCUAUGGAUCUGGGCCAGUAAAAGGUCUGGGAGAUAUAGUAUGUAUACAAGAUGGCUUGUUGCUUGUGACAGAUGGAUCCAAAGCUAUCAAGGUCUUCUCUAGAGAUGGUGAGAUGAUCCAUCAUCUAAAAUCUCCAGACAUGGACUGGAAUCAUUCCUAUGGGAUGGCAAUCCUGAAGUCCAAUGAUAUUGCAAUAACUGACUGGACAGAUUUGGGAAAAAUGCACAUAAUUAGGAUCGACUUGAGAAUGAGUGCUAUCACGAGGAUGUAUGUGAUGGAUGGGUUCCAUAGACCAGAGCACAUUGCAGUCAAUAAGAGAGAAGAGAUGCUGGUUACCGAAGGGCAGCUUUUUGGAAAAAAACAAGGCUCCUGUCUCAAGGUCGUGAACAAAGAUAGAAUUCAGAAGAAGACCACUGGACCAAGCUAUGAAAACAGGAUCACCUUUGUAAACCCCUCUGGAGUCUGUGUUGAUUUUGAUGAGAAUUUCUUUGUAGCAGAUAGAGGACAAAACUACAUAGUGAUGUUUAAUCCUGAUGCAUCCCUGGUUGCUUUGGUAGUAACUGAAAAUUUAGAAGGCCCUUGUACUGAUGUUUGA
Molecule: messenger RNA, 963 nt
Organism: Alligator sinensis (Chinese alligator)
Lineage: Eukaryota; Metazoa; Chordata; Crocodylia; Alligatoridae
Exons: 4
Coding region: 1-963 (320 amino acids)
Biological process (GO): negative regulation of translation; protein polyubiquitination; proteasome-mediated ubiquitin-dependent protein catabolic process
Molecular function (GO): ubiquitin protein ligase activity; translation repressor activity
Source: RefSeq, a predicted model, not a curated record